AUUCAUACGAAACAGCAAAAGAAAAACUACUUCUAGCUGAACAAUUAUCAGAUUUUACUGAAGGAGGCACAGAAGAUGAGAGCGGAAAAUGUGAAAAAGAAAAAAAAUCAAGACAUAUGCGAGCUAAAAGAAAUUAUUCUUCGUCGGAGGAAUCUGAAUUCGACUGUGACGGAAGUAAAAAACUAAAGAAAUUUCCGGAAAUUCCUAAAAAAUUAAACAUGACAAAGAGCACAACUAUUACUGAAAGUCAAAAGAUUCCACCAUCAUCAUCAGAGAGAUCAAAAUCUCAAUGCCAAAUAAAUCCUGCUAAACGUACUAAAAGUUUGUAUAAAGGAGGGACAACAAGUAAAGACACAGAAUCUUAUAUCAGUUCAUCAGAUGAAAAUGACUAUUUGCAAAAUUCAAUGACUGAAAAGAAGUACAUAAAUAAGUCUACCACCAACAUCGUAACAGAAGAUGCAGAAAAUGAAUUUCGAAAAGAAGUUAUAAGAAAAUUACAGUUAUUACUUAAUAAAAUAACUGUUUUAGAAAACAGAAUGGUCUUAUUGGAAACGUCAGGCACUAUGCGGCAGAUUAAUCAGGAAGUAGCCGAUGUUAUACAAUAUGAAGAAUAUGAGCUGCCACUGCAAACUAUGGUGGCGCUACUACGAUUAGAAGAAUUGUUAAAAGAUAAAUCAUUUGCAAACAAACUGGUGAAUACACUAAAGCAAGUGGGUGGAGUGAACUUGUCUAAUAUAAUCCACAAUAUUUUUAAAAAAAUAAUGAGCGACAAUAUUGCACAGAAUUUUAGUUAUUUGGGACAACGAAACAAAAGAAAUUUCAGUGCUCUCAAGAUAUGCACAAUCCUAAACA
Wasmannia auropunctata (little fire ant) is the source of this 852-nucleotide messenger RNA. RefSeq lists its product as uncharacterized. The record is from RefSeq and is a predicted model, not a curated record. The transcript has 3 exons. The annotation marks the transcript as partial. Lineage: Eukaryota; Metazoa; Arthropoda; Insecta; Hymenoptera; Formicidae.